AUGAGCCGCGCGGUGUGGUACAUUUCUCUGUUGGGUCUGUGCCUGGUAUUGCCUGUACGGUUGGGAGAACAGCGAACCAGGUCGAGACGCUUUCUCAUUUUUCCGCGUCAAGCUCCGACCAGACAUCAGUUCAUUGCCGGCAUUGGCAUUCCGGCUGAUCUGACCUAUGAAUCACUUACCGUCGGUCACGUUCUGAAAGCGGAGUUUUUUCUGCCAUAUAAUGCUUCCGUGUACCGACAAAACCCAUUUCUUCCGGAAUACAAACAUAAAACAGUUUCCCUAAACGGAGGGAACGACGGGACUGAGAUACGUCAAUUGCAAAUGAAUCCCAGCCAGUUGCGCUGGCAAAUUUACGCGUACAUUGAGCACAUGUUAAACGGCCAGGGAUACAACGGCCACGAAUGCAUGCUGCAAGCUAUUUGCGAGGCAAAUGCAAUAAAGUUCUCGAAACACUUUAGUGUCGUCCAGGAGCUACUGCAUCUGGUGCUUGGCCCCUCCACGACGCUAAAUGGCGACGCUGCGGAGGCCUACGACUACAUACUGGCUGAAAAGAUGAGCUCGAAAUCAAACAGUUGCGACAUUUAUGACUGCAGCAUAAAGCUACUCGAUUGGAUUUCGAGAGUAAUGCAUUCGCAGUAA
Molecule: messenger RNA, 639 nt
Organism: Drosophila montana
Lineage: Eukaryota; Metazoa; Arthropoda; Insecta; Diptera; Drosophilidae
Exons: 4
Coding region: 1-639 (212 amino acids)
Source: RefSeq, a predicted model, not a curated record